Messenger RNA from Drosophila sechellia, 1170 nucleotides. RefSeq names its product Methyltransferase like 4 (gene Mettl4). NCBI's taxonomy places the organism in Eukaryota, Metazoa, Arthropoda, Insecta, Diptera, Drosophilidae. Gene Ontology annotation, biological process: methylation. The record is from RefSeq and is a predicted model, not a curated record. Gene Ontology annotation, molecular function: nucleic acid binding; methyltransferase activity. The coding region runs from base 37 to 1104 and encodes 355 amino acids. Gene Ontology annotation, cellular component: nucleus. The transcript has a single exon.
AGUGAUGAUAUUCAGAUAAACAUUUCAAUUACGGAAAUGUUAAAAUUGCAAAAGAAAACUGAAGAUUCGAAAUUUGCAGUGUUCUUGGACCACAGGAAACUGAUAAACGAAUCAUAUGGCGAAUUUAAGAUCAAGUCCGAACUGUUCCAGUUCCAUGCCAAAAAGACUGACCAAGGAAAUGAGGAAGCCAAGACCAGGAAGCGCAAAAGGAAAGCCGGCGUAGAAGAUCCGUCGUCCUUGGAGGAUUUACACUUAGUGAAUGGAUAUCUAGAACUUCUGAGCAUGCCCCCUGAACUGGGGGACAGUCCACCGAUAGAGAGGCACUGGGAGGAUGACUACAACGUGCCGCAGUUGCAUGGUGCCAACGAAAGUGGACGGAUGCAGCGGUUCCUGGGAGUUGAUGGAUCCCGUGGCGUGUACUUGAUUCCCAAUCAAUCCCGAUUUUUCAACCACAAUGUGGACAAUCUGCCAGCACUGCUGCACCAACUUCUGCCCGCCUACGAUCUCAUCGUGCUGGAUCCUCCGUGGCGGAAUAAGUACAUCCGCAGGAUAAAGCGGGCCAAGCCGGAGCUGGGAUACUCGAUGCUGAGCAAUGAGCAACUGUCGCACAUACCGCUCUCCCAGCUCACGCACUCACGGUCACUGGUGGCCAUCUGGUGCACCAAUUCGACGCUGCAUCAGUUGGCCCUGGAGCAGCAGCUCUUGCCCAGAUGGAAUCUGCGCUUGCUCCACAAGCUCCGAUGGUACAAACUAAACAUAGACCAUGAACUGAUUGCUCCUCCGCAGUCGGAUCUCACCCAGAAGCAGCCAUACGAGAUGCUCUACGUGGCCUGUCGCUCCGAUGCUUCUGAGAACUAUGGAAAUGAUAUCCAGCAGACCGAGCUGCUCUUCAGCGUGCCCAGCAUUGUGCAUUCCCACAAGCCACCACUGCUGUCUUGGCUGAGGGAGUACCUUCUGUUGGAUGAGGACCAGAAGGAACCAAACUGCCUGGAGCUUUUUGCCCGAUAUCUGCAUCCCCACUUCACUUCAAUUGGCUUAGAAGUGCUCAAACUAAUGGACGAAAGGCUAUAUGAAGUAGAACAUUGCAACCAGGAGGUAAAUUAGCUACGCCUAAUUAUUGUAUUUAAUUUUUACAAGUACCUCAUUAAAUAAGGGAUUUAUAAGCAUUUA